CCAAAGAAGUAGAUGGAGUUAGGAUUCCAGUUGAUAGUACCAAGCCUAACCCCAAUGAUGUAGAGUUUGACAAUCUCUAUUUGGAUAUGAAUGGAAUUAUUCAUCCAUGUUGUCAUCCAGAAAAUAAACCUGCGCCAAAGAACGAAGAUGAGAUGAUGUGUGAGAUUUUCUUGUACAUCGAUCGUUUGUUCAGUAUAGUGCGCCCUCGCAGAUUGCUCUACAUGGCCAUUGAUGGAGUUGCUCCUCGUGCCAAGAUGAAUCAACAGCGCUCACGUCGAUUCAGAGCUUCAAAAGAAAGCAGAGAUAAGAGGCAAGAUGAGGCAAGGAUACGAGCUGAGAUUGGUGAGCGUGGUGGAUACCUGCCUCCUCCUAAGCCCAAAGAAAGUCACUUUGACAGCAACUGUAUCACACCGGGGACAGAGUUCAUGUUUCGUCUUGCUGACUGCUUGCGUUAUUAUGUGACAGAGAGAAUAAACAAUGAUCCUGGCUGGAAGAACAUUAAGGUGAUCCUUUCUGAUGCUAAUACCCCAGGAGAGGGUGAGCACAAGAUAAUGGACUACAUUAGGAAGCAAAGGGCCAAUCCAGACCAUGACCCUAACACUCAUCAUUGUCUGUGCGGUGCUGAUGCUGAUCUAAUUAUGUUGGGUCUUGCUACCCAUGAGGUAAAGUUCACCAUCAUCCGUGAGGAGUUCAAACCAAAUCAGAGGAGACCUUGUGAGCUCUGCAAUCAAGAAGGACAUGAAAUGAAAGAAUGCCAGGGGCUGCCAAAGGAAAGAGCAAAUGAGCUGGAUACCAUACCUGUGCCUCAAGGUGCUGAGACAGAGUUCAUAUUUCUCAGACUCAAUAUUCUCAAAGAGUACCUGGAAAAAGAGCUGUGGAUGACAGGUUUACCUUUCACCUUUGACCUAGAGAGAGCUAUAGAUGACUGGGUAUUCAUGUGCUUCUUUGUUGGUAAUGAUUUCUUGCCUCAUCUUCCUUCACUUGAAAUCAGGGAAGGGGCCAUUGACAGGCUGAUACGACUGUACAAGAAAGCUGUUUACAAGACAAAGGGCUACUUGACAGAGAAUGGAGUGGUCGACCUUCAACGUGUCCAGCUGAUGAUGACCGAUCUAGGUGAAGCAGAAGAUGAGAUCUUCAAGAAGAGAAGAGUCACUGAAAUCGGUUUCAGAAAGAGAAAUAAAGAGAGGAAUAAGAGAAUGAGAGCUAAUACUGCACCAGCUUUCAUACCAGCAGGUGUAUUGGCUCCCACACCCAUUACUGGUGGACCGUCAUCAAGCUCAGCUAAGCAGAUCAUGGAGCAGCGUAGAGAUGCCAGGAUGACAUCAAGGGAUAGUGCUAACAGGAAUGCAGCUGAUGCAUUAAGAGCUUCGUUUAAAGGGGGUGAGGAGAGAGGAACAAAGAGAAGUCGUGAUGAGGCCGAGGAAGAAGAUGAAGACAAGGAUGAUACUGUCAGGUUAUGGGAAGAUGGCUGGAAGGAGCGUUACUAUCAAAACAAGUUUGAUGUUCCCUCAUCUGACCAUGAUUUCCGUGCAAAAGUUGUGCGAUGCUAUGUUGAAGGUCUGUGCUGGGUACUGAGGUAUUACUAUCAAGGAUGUGCAUCAUGGAAGUGGUAUUUUCCUUACCAUUAUGCUCCCUUUGCUUCAGAUUUCCUCGACAUCGGCAGCCUUCCUAAUGACUUUGAGAAAGGAACAAAACCUUUCAAGCCAUUAGAGCAGCUGAUGAGUGUGUUCCCUGCAGCCAGUGGUAACUUCCUACCAGAAUCAUGGAGGAGAAAAAUGAUGGACAUUGACUCACCAAUCAUUGACUUCUAUCCAGAUGAUUUCCAGAUUGAUCUCAAUGGGAAGAAAUAUGCAUGGCAAGGUGUAGCACUCCUGCCAUUUGUAGAUGAGCAUCGACUCCUUACGACCCUUGCAGAGGUAUAUCCCAACCUCGCACCAAUAGAGAGGAAGAGAAACAGCAAUGGUCCUGAUCGUUUGUUUGUGGGUCAGCAUCACCCACUCUAUAACUUCAUCAGGGAGCUGUAUGAAACAGAUAGUCUUAAAGAGGCUGAACCAGACACUGAUAUUUGCCCUUCACUUGCCAACGGUGUGAGAGGAAAGAUUGGAAAGGAUGAAUUUGUAACAAUGCCUGGAAAACUUCAUCGGUCACCUGUUCCUCAACUGAGAGACAUUCCAGAGAGCUAUGUUUUAGGAGUGACAUUCCGUGACCCUACCUACCCACAAGGUUUCAUAUUUGAGGCUAAGAGGUUACCCGGAGCCAAGGUGCCAGACAAGGUGCUGAAGCCCGAGGAUUUCAUGAAUGCCAACGGGUACCGAGGUGGGCGUGGCGGUGGACGGGGUUACGGUGGUAGAGGAGGCCUGGGCUAUGGUGGUCGUGGUGGUGGUGGUGGAAGGGAUGGAUACAGACCUCAGCUGGGAUUCCAGAGGAAUAGUGGAUACAGGGAUGGAUUGGAUACCAGUGCUGCUCAGAGGAUGAUCAGGCAUGGUGUUGACACUGGUUAUUUUCCAGCAAGGGACCAAGAUGUCCAGGAAUAUUUCGGUGCAACCCAGCUCUUCAACCAAUGGAAACAACAGCUUAUAAAAGGCACCCAAGGUGCACCUGUGGACCAAUACAAGUCGUCCCUCCCCCUGUUUCAGCAAGGUGCCCCGCCUUGUUCCAGUCAGUCCCACUACCUCCCUAGCAAUCAUGCCAUGCCAGCAUGCCUUAGCCAGCCCCAAGCAAGUCUUUCAAGACACCAUGGUUCAGACCAAGGAAGGAAUGAUCAGUCUCUCUUGGGUGCCCCACCCCUAAUGCAGCAAUCAGGAGGAGGAGGAGGAGGAUACAACCAGAGGCAAGGAUAUGGUGGGCAAGGUAGGAUUCAAUCAUAAGUCGCUUUUAAUAUUUAUCCCCCCUUUCAAAGUAUUGUGCAAUACAACAUUUCCAAAAGUCUUGCACAACUUUUGAGACCGAAUUUGCGAUUCCUGGGUAUGUGGUUCAAUUCAAGGUUUAGUAAAAAACAAGAGUCGCAGCCAAAUUGCUGAAUUGGUCAUGCAUGCAAAGUACAAACAAUUGAUACAUAUUUCAAACAUUAAAAGCAGUGACAAUUGUAAAUACUGAGUUAAGAAAUAUGUAUGUAAAAGGCAAGAAAUAAGUAUACAUAAGAUAAUGAGGAAGUGGUAAAAUAAAGAGGAACAAUAAAAACAAAAUAAGUAAGUUGUAAAAGAUCAUUAAAAAUAUAUGGAUAUCAAGUGAAGGUUAGCUUUCCUCAUUCAUUAAACAUUUAAAUUGCAAGUAGGCAUGUUUAUGGUAUUGCUUUCAAAGGAGUAAUAGGUUUAUUGAUUGGGCAUGUCUUUAUUCAGGAGAUCUAUGUAAUAUGCUAUGGGGCUAUAUAUUGCGGAAUCGUUUUGUUGUCUCACCUGCAUAGCAGCGUGAGACUAUACAUGUACAUGUAGGCGCCGCUUUUCCGACGGCGGCAGCGGCGUCAACACCAAAUCUUAACCGAAGGUUAAGUUUUUGAAAUGACAGCAUAACUUAGAUAGUAUAUGGACUUAGUUCAUGAAAAUUGGACAUAAGGUUAUUCAAGUAUUACUGAACAUCCUGCCUGAGUUUGAGGUCAUUUGUCCAAGGUCAAAGGUCAUGUAGGGUCAAUAAACUUAGACCAUAUUGGGGGAAUCAACAUCAAAAUCUUAACCUAAGGUUAAGUUUUUGAAAUGUCAUCAUAAAUUCAAAAGUAAAUGGAUCUAGUUCAUGAAACUUGGCCAUAAGGGUGAUAAAGUAUUAUUUAACAUCCUGGUUGAGUUUCAAGUCACAUGACCAAGGUCAAAGGUCAUUUAGGGUAAAUGAACUUUUACCAAGUUUGGGGUAUUUGUUUAAUUACCAUCAUAACUUUAAAAGUUUAUGGAUCUGAUUCAUAAAACUUGGACAUAAAAGUAAUCAAGUAUCACUGAACAUCUUGUGCGAGUUUCAGGUCACAUGACCAAGGUCAAAGGUCAGUUAAGGUCAAUGAACUUUGGCCAUGUUUGGGGUAUUAGUUGAAUUACCAUCAUAACUUCGAAAGUGUAUGGAUCUAGUUCAUAAAACUUGGUCAUAAGAGUAGUCAAGUAUCACUGAACCUCCUGUGCGAGUUUCAGGUCACAUAACCAAGGUCAAAGGUCAAUGAACUUUGGCCAUGUUGGGGGAAAUUCUUGAAUAACCAUCAUAACUCCGAAAGUGUAUGGAUCUACAUGUAGUUCAUAAAACUUGGACAUAAGAGUAAUAAGUGUCACUGAACAUCUCAUGCGAGUUUCAGGUCACAUGACCAAAGUCAAAGGUCAGUUAAGGUCAAUGAACUAUGGCCAUUUUGGAGUUAAUUAUUAGAUUGCUGUCAUAACUUUCAAAGUUUAUAGAUGUAGUAUAUAAAAUGUGGAUAUAGAGGUAAUCAAGUAUCACUGACAAGUCUUAGGUCGGAUGAUCAAGGUCAAAUGCCAUUUAUUGUCAAUGAACGUAGUAUUUUAUGAUUAUAUGAUUGGUUUGUACUUGAACAUUUUGCACUUGACCAAAAUUGUGCAAAAUUUUAUUUACAAAUCCAAUAUAUGUGUCUCAAACCCAAUUCAUAGUAUGAUUAUUUUGUUGUCACAGCAUGGAAUAAAAAAUUAUGUUGCUGAUAUUUUUAGAUGUUAAAUACAACAAAAAAGAAAUGUGAAAAACAAAAAAAUUACAUAUGAAAUAAAAGUAAACUAAUAAAAUACUUUAAAAAUCAUAACUUGUUUUUAAUUCAUUACAGAUUUGGAUGAAUUUUCCAUUCUUAUGCUUGUUUGAUUUUUUCCCCUGUGUAUUGUAUCAAUUAGUUGUUGGGUUGGUUGUGGCCUAGAUGUUGCAUUUACCGUGUUCUGACACUAACUGGCAAAAAGUUUAGAGAUGGCACAGUGCUUCAAACCAAAACACAAAUAGUAUUGGCUUCAAUCCAGGGUGGUAUUUGCACAAAAGUUAGUAUUAUGGUAAUGUUACCUUCCAAUGGCAACUACAUGUACUAUGACAGUUAAAAGCAAGGAUACAUAUGUAAAACGGAAAAAAUCCAUAUUCAUUGUUUGAAAUGAAAUCUAAAAUAGAAUAACUCAGAAAAUUCUAUUUGCCAAAUUGAUUGUGGGCUUUGGCAGUCACUGUGCAGCGUCAGAUGGACGUAGCUCUAUCCCUUGAAUUGUUGAACACAAAACAUGGUAGCGGCAACUCCAUCUUUUGAUCUGACACGGCCUGGGCUUGAACUCGCAACCUCCUGGUUGUGAGUCGAACGCUCUACCAACUGAUCCAACACACUGGAUGGUAAAGUUGCUAUACUUGUAGAUGCGACAUGGUCCAGGAGGGCAAUGUUGUGAAUUUGGUCCUUUGCGCAUUUGAGCCUCAACUUUUGUUUAGAUAUUGAAUUCAACUUUGCCACUGAUAUUGAGGUUUUUGAAAAGUUUUGCAAGUAUAUGUAAUGCCAAAAGCUGAAUAGGUAUGCUUACAAUGUUCUAAAUCUAAGUAACUUUCUAAGAAUUUUAUUUGUCCAUGGCUUUGAGUUUUUGCUCUUGUUUCAGUGUUAUAUUUAUAUUGUUUGUUUUUUGUAGUGCGGUUUUUUUAAAGGGGGAAUUUGGAUUGUUCCAUAUGACCUAAUAUCCAACUAAAAUAUG
This is a messenger RNA of Lytechinus pictus (painted urchin), 5624 nucleotides long. Its product is annotated as 5'-3' exoribonuclease 2-like. Gene Ontology annotation, molecular function: nucleic acid binding; 5'-3' RNA exonuclease activity. NCBI's taxonomy places the organism in Eukaryota, Metazoa, Echinodermata, Echinoidea, Temnopleuroida, Toxopneustidae. The transcript has 30 exons. The record is from RefSeq and is a predicted model, not a curated record. Bases 87 to 2867 code for a protein of 926 amino acids. Gene Ontology annotation, cellular component: nucleus. Gene Ontology annotation, biological process: nucleobase-containing compound metabolic process.